Manis javanica (Malayan pangolin) is the source of this 3526-nucleotide messenger RNA. The record is from RefSeq and is a predicted model, not a curated record. Lineage: Eukaryota; Metazoa; Chordata; Mammalia; Pholidota; Manidae.
UUUGAAGAAGAGGAAAAGUCUGAAGUCAUCAAAACAAGGCAAUAUCCUGUGUGAAAUGUUGCAGUCACGAUGCCUUGUGGUUUGAGUCCCUUGGUCAUGUGCCUGGAGGGAAGGAAGUCAGUGGCGGCCGUGGAUGACGAGACGCUCAGGGCCCGGCAGGUGCGCCCCUUCAGCUCACCUCGCGCUUCGGGCUCCUCAGGGAGGAGGGGCCGAGCCCCGGGCCGCCGCCGGCACAAUGAUCCUCAGGCUGCUCCUGGCUCUCAACUUCUUCCCCUCAAUUCAAGUAACAGAAAACAAGAUUUUGGUGAAGCAGUCACCCAUCCUUGUGGUGGACAACAAUGAGGUCAACCUUAGCUGCAAGCAUACACAGAACCUCAUCAAAAAGGAGUUCCGGGCGUCCCUGUACAAGGGAGCAGAUAGUGCUGUUGAAGUCUGCGUUGUGAAUGGAAAUUACUCCCAUCAGCUUCAGUUUCACUCAAAUACCGGAUUCAACUGCGAUGGGAAAUUGGGCAAUGAAACAGUGACAUUCUACCUCUGGAAUUUGUACGUUAAUCAAACAGACAUUUACUUCUGCAAAAUCGAGGUCAUGUAUCCUCCUCCUUACAUAGACAAUGAGAAGAGCAAUGGAACCAUUAUCCAUGUCAAAGAGAAAUGUCUUUGUCCAGCUCUCCUGUCUCCUGAUUCUAAGCCAUUUUGGCCACUGGCGGUGAUUGGUGGAGUCCUAGCAUUCUAUAGCUUGCUAGUAACAGUGGUUCUUUUCACUUUCUGGAUGAAGAGUAAGAGGAGCAGGAUCCUUCAGAGCGACUACAUGAACAUGACCCCCAGGAGGCUGGGGCCCACCCGAAAGCACUACCAACCCUAUGCUCCAGCACGUGACUUUGCGGCGUACCGCUCCUGACAUGGACGCCUAUCCAGAUGCAAGCUGGCAGGCACCUCUUCAUCUGCCCAACAACACUGCUCUGGAUAGGAAAGGCCUGCCUCAUCUUCAGUUGGCUACUCUGGGCUUCUAUUAGGUCACCAAUGCCAAUUAUGCUUGAACAACUAAGUCAAAUAACAUCAUUUUGAGACCAAAGUGAAGUUAAAGGAUAUUACUGUGGCAGGCUAUAUCUUGUAGUGCCAUGACCCAAGUUCAGACUUACCAUGUAUUUAUUGACUUGAUUAAGUUAGGGUAGAAAACAAAAAGCGAGUGGAUUCUGUUAGCCUUGAAACCUGCUUCCAAUUUCAGUCCUUUCUCACUCACCUGCACUUUGAGGUCAAGGGAAGAGUGGUAUUAAAGGACUUGUUAGAUGGAGAAGAAAGGUUAGAUAAAUUAUACCCUUUGGUUAAAUGUGGGUUUAGGGUGGGGAUAGGUUAGAGCUUGGGAGGGGUUAGAGAGACUUAAAUAUUUUUAAAACCAUUAAAACACUGUCACUCAUGAGAUGAGCCACUUAGUUCCUAUUUAAUGCUGUUUUACUUUUAGUGUAGAAAUAUGUAUACAUUGUGUUUGGUGAAUUUUGGUUAUAUUAAGCCAUUUUAUCCGAUGGAAUCCCAAACCAACCUGCUUUUAUUACUCCCUGUGUUGAGAAUUCAAUGUCAUCUUCACAAUGGGAUUUCAAAAGAAUAAAGUCAUCGGGAAGUAAGGCCACUUGAUGACAAAACUGUUUGAAUACUAUGGAGGUUACUUGUUUAGCAGCUUAUUCCAGUGAAAUUGUAGAGGGAGGCUUUUCUUUUCUACAUUUCAAGUUUCUACAUUUCAAGUUUGCACAGUUGUCUCUAUUGCCUGCAUGGAGAUCUGAAGGUGGAUGUGAAAGCACAUGCUGAGAAGUGAUGACACUGGGACAGAGGGAUAUUAGCAUUUAUUAAGGUAUGGGGAUGAGUCCCAAGAAACUUCUGAAAGAGGGAAUGACACGAUUCUUGCGAUGUGCUGAGGGGCCUGCGUCUGGGGGAAGUUUUUCAAAAGACAGCAGGCAGAAGGUGCUGUGAUGAGAGUUCCUUCCUUGUAGGGGCUUGAUGCGUGUUUGGGCUCAGACCUCCAGAACUCUGUGGGUUCAGUGGCCUAUUGACCAUAGAGGUUCAUCAACAUGGAAAAAUAUUUUCAAGUGCGUCUUCUGACAGCAUCCAAGUUCUCAAGAUAUCCUGUAAGGCCUGAUCCUGUAAUGACCAUGGAUAUUUUUCUGCCUUUAGUUUUGGUCAAGUAUGCCUGGGGACCUUGAAAAAUGGCUUUACUGUCACCUUUACAUUUGAUCUGCUUUGAUUUAUUCAGUUAGGCAGAUGGACCUGGUUCAAGUCCCAUAACUAGGUGGCAAGUCAGUGUCUUUCUAAGACUCUGGCUCUUCAACUAUGAAGUGGAGAUAAUGCUCAUAAAUGUCUGUUUCUCUACUAAAAACUCUAUGAGGGCAUGGCCCAAAUUUGUCUUUUUCUGCUUGUCCCUGGCACUUAGUACCAUGCCUGACAUAUAACAUAUGUUAGCUAUUGUUAUCACUGCCAUAUAGAUAAAUUAUAUAUAAAAAUUAAACCAGGCAAUGACCUGAGAAGAGAGAACAUUGUACCACAAAUUUAAACCCAUUACCCAAGGACCAGGUGCUAUAAAAUUUAACAGCUUCAACUUCCACUAUUUUCUUGUUUUGGAAUAUAUUUAGCUUGUAAUGAAAUGUAUACCAUUCCACCUCCCACUUUCUAUGUGUAUCGAGAUCUUUAAAAUUUUUUUUUAAUAUGAGGAGGGGUAAGAAUUCUGAUUCCAGACAGAAAAUAUUGUACUUUGGUAGAUUUUUAAAUGAGCUUCUAUUCAUGAAUUUAAUGAAUCUAAAGAAGGUCAAACUCAGCAGUACUUGGGUGACAGACUUUGAAUUUAUACUGGUACAUGUGCCACAUUGCCUGCCUCUUUCUUGGCCCCCAGAGUUCUUCAAUCCAAGUUAUCAGAUUUUAUUUAAAAAUGACAGAGGUGAAGAAUUUUUAGAAAGAACAAUGGCAAAAAUAAAUAAAUGAAUAAAAACAACAAAAAUGGAAAGAUUUUGUCUUGGACAAUAAACAGUUUUAUUUUCUGAUGGGAAAAAGAGGUUUGCUAAAUAUGAAUCAUACUUCAGAUUUGUCUUACUCACUCUGAACAGAACCAAAGUAGAAGUGUUAAUAAGGAAGUCCAUUUUCACUAUUACUGUGAACCCAGAAACGGUUUAAAAACAAUGGUAGGAGCAACACUUUUACAGUUUCAGAAAUGGUUAUUAUGAAGAAAACUAUGUCAUUUGCUGCUAUUAUUGUAAGAGUCUUAUAAUUCUGAUUGUGAGCUCACUUAUUCUGGACUGAGCACGCCACUUUAAAGAGACCAAGUAUACAUUAUGUUCUGUGUAUUCAGUGAUAAAAUUACUGAACUACCAUGUGCCAGUCUUAAAAUUUGUGCUUUAAUAUUGUCUUUCAGAGCAGGUAAAGUUCAGUUUUGGCAAUGACUGGAGAAAACUUGCUAUUUUAAAAAGGUGGGGGAUAAAAAAAAGUGGGGGAUAAAUCCUUUUUAUAAGUAACCUAUUUAGUGAUUAAAAAAUCCAGGCUUUCAAAU